AUGGCAUCCCAUGCGCCAUCGCCCGGCUCGGCGUCGGCCAAUCCGUACCUCUCUCGGCCUGCUUCAGCUUCUGAUACCUCAUCCGCGGCUGGGCCGAGCGUCUCGUCUGCGAACGAGACCAAGCACGAAAGCCGUCUGUACAUUGGCAACCUGCAUCCGGCGGUAGACGAGUACACGUUGAUCCAGACAUUCGCCAAGUUCGGCAAGAUCUCAAAGCUCGACUUUCUCUUUCACAAGAGUGGACCGCAACGAGGACAACCACGCGGAUAUGCGUUCGUCGAGUACGCUUCACCACAGGAGGCGAUGCAGGCGGUCGCAGGCGCGCACCAAAAGACGUUGAGGGGCCGAAGCAUUUCCGUGACGUUUGCGAGCAAGAACGCGGAUGCGGGUGCAGGUGUUGAUCACGGCGGCAUCGGUCCACAUCGGCGAGAUCGCAGAGCAGCGGCGACCGAGACAGAUACAGCCAAGACGACGCAGUUGAGCUUGAGCAAGAACGCCAAACAGCCGCACGGCACCAAUGCAAAGAUCGCAGCCAUGGAGGCAAAGUUGGCCAAGCUGCGACAGGUCAAGGCGCCUGCACCAUCAUCACCCAAAGGCAUCGGACUCGGCUCAUUACCCGCCAAGCCAAGUUUCACUGCAGCCAAACAAGACCCGCGAAGAGCGCCAUCGCAGCCGCAACGGCGGCAGUAG
This is a messenger RNA of Pseudozyma hubeiensis SY62, 690 nucleotides long. RefSeq lists its product as hypothetical. NCBI's taxonomy places the organism in Eukaryota, Fungi, Basidiomycota, Ustilaginomycetes, Ustilaginales, Ustilaginaceae. Gene Ontology annotation, molecular function: RNA binding. The record is from RefSeq and is a predicted model, not a curated record. The transcript has a single exon. Bases 1 to 690 code for a protein of 229 amino acids.